This is a messenger RNA of Myotis lucifugus (little brown bat), 4529 nucleotides long. RefSeq names its product DDHD domain containing 1 (gene DDHD1). The record is from RefSeq and is a predicted model, not a curated record. The transcript is spliced from 14 exons. The coding region runs from base 419 to 2062 and encodes 547 amino acids. NCBI's taxonomy places the organism in Eukaryota, Metazoa, Chordata, Mammalia, Chiroptera, Vespertilionidae. Gene Ontology annotation, cellular component: cytoplasm. Gene Ontology annotation, molecular function: metal ion binding; glycerophospholipase activity.
UUAUUGAUGGUACUUGGCAGCCUCUAGAAGAAGAAGAAAGUAAUUUAAUUGAGCAAGAACAUCUCAGCUGUUUUAGAGGUCAGCGGAUACAAGAAAGUUUUGAAAUGGAUGUGUCAAAAUCCAUAGAUGGAAAAGAUGGUCCAAGAAAAAUGCCAGAAGUCUUCUCAUUACCUUUGACAGGCUUGAGAUGUACAGACCUUCUUCCCCUGAAGUUGAGUUUAUCCAAGUUGCCAGCUUUUAUAAAGGGAAAAGUUACUGAGUUGUAAGAGUUGCCUACCACCUCCCUCCCUUCUCCCUCCCUUCUCUGUUCAAAUGGAGAGGAUAUAAGGCGAGUACAGAUGCGGCAGGUCUUAAACGAAAGCGUUUCCAAGCUGUUCAUAGUUUCAAGUUGAGUCGAAAUCAUGUGGACUGGCACAAUAUGGAUGAAGUAUAUAUUUAUAGUGAUGCAACAACAUCUAAAAUUGCAAGAACAGUUACCCAAAAACUGGGAUUUUCUAAAGCAUCAAGUAGUGGGACCAGACUUCAUAGAGGUUAUGUAGAAGAAGCCUCAUUAGAAGACAAACCAUCUCAGACUACCCACAUUGUAUUUGUUGUGCAUGGCAUCGGGCAGAAGAUGGACCAAGGAAGAAUUAUCAAAAAUACAGCCAUGAUGAGAGAGGCUGCUAGAAAAAUAGAAGAAAGACAUUUUUCCAACCAUGCAACACAUGUUGAAUUUCUGCCUGUUGAGUGGCGGUCAAAACUUACUCUUGAUGGAGACACUGUUGAUUCCAUUACUCCUGAUAAAGUACGAGGUUUAAGGGAUAUGUUGAACAGCAGUGCAAUGGACAUAAUGUAUUAUACUAGCCCACUUUAUAGAGAUGAACUAGUUAAAGGCCUUCAGCAAGAGCUGAAUCGAUUAUAUUCCCUUUUCUGUUCUCGGAAUCCAGACUUUGAAGAAAAAGGGGGUAAAGUCUCAAUAGUGUCACAUUCACUGGGAUGUGUAAUCACUUAUGACAUAAUGACUGGCUGGAAUCCAGUUCGAUUCUAUGAACAGUUGAUGGAGAAGGAAGACGAGUUGCCUGAUGAAGAAUGGAUGAGCUAUGAAGAACGACACCUUCUUGAUGAACUCUACAUAACAAAACGACGGCUGAGAGAAAUAGAAGAAAGGCUAAAUGGAUUGAAAGCAUCAUCAAUGACACAAAUACCUGCCUUGAAAUUUAAGGUUGAGAAUUUCUUCUGCAUGGGAUCCCCACUAGCAGUAUUUUUGGCAUUGCGUGGCAUUCGCCCAGGGAACACUGGAAGUCAAGACCAUAUUUUGCCCAGAGAGAUUUGUAACCGGUUACUAAAUAUUUUUCACCCAACAGAUCCAGUGGCUUAUAGGUUAGAACCGUUAAUACUGAAACACUACAGCAACAUUUCACCUGUCCAGAUUCACUGGUAUAAUACUUCCAAUCCUUUACCAUAUGAGCAUAUGAAGCCCUGCUUUCUCCACCCAUGCAAAGAAUCUACCUCCAUUGCUGAGAAUGAAGGCAUUUCCACAAUACCAAGCCCUGUGACCUCACCUGUCUUGCCUCGCCGACACUAUGGAGAAUCUAUAACAAAUAUAGGCAAAGCAAGCAUCUUAGGGGCUGCUAGCAUUGGAAAGGGACUUGGAGGAAUGUUGUUCUCAAGGUUUGGACGUUCAUCUACUGCACAGCCAUCUGAGACACCAAAAGACUCAAUGGAAGACGAGAAGAAGCCAGUUGCCUCACCUCCUACUACCACUGUGGCAACACAGACCCUUCCACAUAGCAGUUCUGGCUUUCUUGAUUCUGCAUAUUUCAGACUUCAGGAGUCGUUCUUAAAUCUCCCACAUCUUCUUUUUCCGGAAAAUGUAAUGCAGAAUAAAGAUAAUACCCUCGUGGAAUUGGAUCACAGAAUUGACUUUGAACUCAGAGAAGGACUUGUGGAGAGCCGCUAUUGGUCAGCUGUCACGUCACAUACUGCCUAUUGGUCAUCCUUGGAUGUUGCCCUCUUUCUUUUAACCUUCAUGUACAAACAUGAGCACGAUAAUAAUGCAAAACCCGAUUUAGAUCCAAUUUGAACUUGUGAAGGACAUUAAUGGCCCAAUAAUGAUUUUUUUCUAUUAAAAUGUGUGUCAAGAUACAGAUUUCAGGUUUAAGUAUGUUUCAGUUUUGUUUAGAGCAAGAAAUAUUUGAAUUUAAAAGCACUUUAUUUUAUUUAAAAACAAGACAUUUUUCAGUCCAAAAGAAGUAAUUUACAAUUUUCAUCAUUUUAAUUAUGAGUCUGAUAGAACCCCCUGCAGAGAAUCAAGCAAGACUUGGAAGUAAGGAACAUUUGGGUGAACUUCAAGGUUAUAAAUCGCAAUCUAAUUUCUCCCAAAUAUAAAGGCAUAUUAAUGGGUCGAAUGUAAUGUAUUAACCAAAAUAUGUUAUAAGUCUAAAAUGGUCAUGAUGUAGUAUAUUCUAUGUAAAGAUCAUAAGGUGGUAUCAUUGUUUUAGAUUUCCACAAUUCCUUUGAAAGAAGAGUAUAACAUUUAAUGUUUUGAAUUUAACUUGUAGCAAAACUAAUGCUAAAAAAGAAACAAUAUUUGGACUACUGUAUUUAUAAUUUAUUAUCUCUGACAAAUUGCUUUAUUUCAAUGUAUGAAACAUUACUUUUUUAAAUGUUUUCUUUGAACAAUUUAAGAAAAACAUUUAUUUUCUAAAGUGUUAAGACCUUUUUUUUCAGAACGUCAUCUUUGUACUCUUCAGAUGAAUAUAUAGACACUGUGGCAUACCUUGAGUAUUUUUUUUUCAUUAAAAACUUGUAGUUUCACACAAAUAACACUAGUUGAAUUAUUUUGAAAAAAAAAACAGAACUUUUUAUUAUGUCACAUGUAUCUCAGAGAAAACUAAAGUCUUCUAAACUUAACAUAGUACUCCACAAGGAGUACAUUUCAUUAACUUUAUUGGAAAAUUUAGUAAACUUCUUUGGAAUCAAGAGUAUGACAACUAUUUUAAAUAUAUAAACAUCUAUGUGCCAAACAGCAUAUAUAAAGGGACAGAGUGCCACUAACAGGUUCUAUUUUAAAAGUGUUUCAGAAAACAUGAUUGAGACAUAAGGCACAAUAGAUCAGAAUUCCAAGGCAUUAGAAGAGUUUUCCUCAGCUUAAUCAUUUCCACAGUGCUUUUCAUCUGAGGAGCUCAAAGUGCUUUAAGAGUCAGUAAUCUAUGUAGUAGCUCCUCGAGGUAAGUAAAUGAGUGUUUUUCUCAUGUUACAUGUUAAUACACUAAGGCACCAAAACAUGUAAAGUGCCUUGAAUUAGAUAACAGAGCAAAUCAGAAGAGCUCAGAUUGAAGCCAGACCAUAUUCUUUGAUAGCAGUGACUAAUAAUUCACAGGUUACCUCUUAGUAGUUUGCAAACAGUAACAGAAGUUGCAAUUCAUAAUUUGGAGAAAUGGCUGACGCUAAUAUUUUACUCUGCUUGUCUUACACGUUCUUGGGUUCUCACACACAAAGGAAGAGUCACCUAGAGGGGAUCAGUAGCCGUCUCUGCCACAACCAUCCCUCACUUCUGAGUGGCUUCCACUAGGUUCCACUUAAGGUGCUGUCUUCACUUACCGCACAAGGAUCUUUCUAGCUUCCAGAAACCGUUAGCCUGGUGCACAGUUGGCCAAUUGCACAUCUCGCCUUCUUUCUUUAUAAGGCAGUGGGAUCUGUGGCUUACCUGUAGGUUUUACUCAGCACCAUCAGUCCUCUUGUCUAUUUUGGCCUUUCAUUGAAUUUGCACAACAUAAAACACUCCUUUUUAAUGUUUAAAAAGAUUCCAAGGCUCCAUGACCAAAUAAGUGACUAAGAAACCCUUGCUUUAAAAGGCUUUUGAUGAGAUCUUAGCAAAGCUGAAGUAAUCUCUUCUGAAUUUAGAGAUUCCUGUGAACUCAGGUCAUUUUCAUACCCCGCUUAUUUCCUAGGUCUAACUUAGUUCUCAGGAAAGUUAAACGCAUCUCAUAUGACUGUUAUUAAAUGUGCUUGAGCAUACGUUGCUGUGGGUGGUAUGGCACUCAAAUGCCUAAGAGCUUUAAGGAAUUCAUUCUUAACCACUAGAGUGCAAAGAGCCCUUUUUACCUGAGAAGAAAGUCUAUCAAACAUUUAAUAUUGAGUAAAAAGAAAAUUAUAUUUCCAUAACUGUAGGAAUAUAUGUCUCCCUUUUUUCAUAGUCAGAAAACAAAAUCAAACUUAACCACAUGGAAUUUGAAUCCUUGAAAGGAACAACAUUCAAAACUCCCUUUUCAAAAUGAGAUAUUCCAGAUUACUGGACAGGUGUUUUGUUUUCAGUUCAUUACUUCAUCAACAGAGAUGGCAAUUCUGAUUUCACGGUACUCUUCUUGUUUCUAUGUCUGCAUGUUAUCAUGUAAUGUACUUGUGUAAUCUCAAGUAAUAUACAGAAUAUGUAUGAUUCUGGCUUUAGAAGCUAAGUCAGUUACUGAGUAACAUUUUACAACUUUAUUCCAGCAAGUACUAAAUUGGCCAAAAAUUUGUUUUUGAUACCAUUAAAAUUUUAUUCUCUA